CAGAUCAUCGGAUAGUCUGCGAUCACCGGCAAGUCCGAUCGAUUGACCGCUUCUAUGAUACUAGAGUCCGAGUCACUCGUACCGCAAGAUCAUCCAACUGCCAGUCUGCAACCACGUGGAUCGCUAUUAAUUUAGUCCCAAACGAGCCAAGGAAUCAAGAUAUAAGAAGUUGUCUCUGUGAUCACAAUAUUCUCCUUCAGGCUCUCGUCAUGCUAUUCGCAUUCCUUUUACCGCUUCUUGCCCUGACUAAUGUAAGCGCCAGCCCUCUUACCCCCCGUUCCAUUGCCGCCCAUUCCACUACACCCGUCAAAGCAACUUGGUAUGCGGGAUGGCAUGCGACUGAAGGAUUCCCGCUCUCUUCAGUUAGCUGGGACAAGUACAACACGCUGUACUACUCAUUUGCAGAGACCACUCGAGAUGUCAAUAAUCUGAGCCUGUUAGGCUCUGAUGGCGAAAUGCUCCCUCAGUUUGUCUCUGAGGCCCAUGCACACGGUGUCGAGGCCCAUAUUGCUGUCGGAGGCUGGACUGGGAGCAUGUGGUUCUCUUCUAACCUUGCCACUGCCAAAAACCGGACGGCAUUUGUCAAGACCGUGGUAGAUUUUGCUUCACAGUACAAGCUCGAUGGCAUCCAAUUCGACUGGGAGUCCCCGAACGAUCAGGGAAUUGGCUGUAACACUAUUAGCGUGCACGACACGGCAAAUUUCCUCGCGUUCCUCCAAGAGCUUCGCCAAAACCCAGUGGCGGCAAAGCUCACCCUCUCGGCCGCCGUAGGACUGGGACCGUUCUUUAAUGCUACAGGAAGUCCUUUAACUGACGUCACUGGAUUUGCGAAGGUCCUCGAUUACGUCGCCGUGAUGAAUUACGACGUUUGGGGCCCUUGGUUCUCGACUGUGGGGCCUAACGCACCGUUGAACGACACCUGCGCCGCGCCCGCGAACCAACAGGGCUCUGCUGUUUCUGCAGUCAAGGCGUGGACGAACGCAGGGAUGCCAGUCAACCAGAUCGUACUCGGUGUUGCUUCCUACGGUCACUCAUUCAGCGUCCCUCCCUCUAAAGCCUUCACAUCCGGCGCGAAGACGCUAGCUGCAUACCCUACUUUCAACGCCUCCAACCAGCCCUUGGGUGAUGCAUGGGAUAACACUGGUUCUGUUGAUGUCUGUGGCGUUUACGAGGGCCCAGGUGGCACUUUCAACUUCUGGGGCCUCAUCGACAACGGUUUCCUCACCAAAGAAGGCAAGCCUGCUGAUGGCAUCCACUAUAGAUAUGACACCUGCAGUCAGACGCCGUAUGUGUACAAUGAGACCUCGCAAGUUAUGAUCUCCUUCGACAACGCCCAAUCGUUUGCUACCAAGGGCAAAUAUAUCAAGGACACCAAGAUGCGCGGUUUCGCGAUGUGGGAGGCGGGUGGUGAUCACAAUGAUAUGCUCCUCGACUCUAUCAUCGAUGCUUUUGAGUGUGCUUAGAUUCGUCUGCGCUAUUUAAGGUCUGGAACCACUGCCAAAUCACGUUCGUUUACAUAGAUAUGACCACGUACGUUACACUCUUUAUCGCGAUUACGCUCUUUGCCAGUCUAUCAGCACUUAUUGUCUGAAAGGACUUCCCUUUGUUUACUGUGCGGCCGCCGCUGCAUCCUUAGCCGCGACGCCUUUAUCUUUCGUUACACGGCUACAGUAACCUUACAGUUUGAGUAGUUAGUCCAUAUACUUAUUCUUUAGUUAGUUCCGAAUCACUAUUGAUUCCUAUUCGAAACUCGUAUUGUAGAUAUCUAUUACUCUCAUCUCCUUC
Suillus subalutaceus is the source of this 1785-nucleotide messenger RNA. RefSeq names its product glycoside hydrolase family 18 protein. Gene Ontology annotation, cellular component: extracellular region. NCBI's taxonomy places the organism in Eukaryota, Fungi, Basidiomycota, Agaricomycetes, Boletales, Suillaceae. Gene Ontology annotation, biological process: carbohydrate metabolic process; chitin catabolic process. The record is from RefSeq and is a predicted model, not a curated record. The transcript has 5 exons. Gene Ontology annotation, molecular function: chitin binding; chitinase activity. Bases 210 to 1463 code for a protein of 417 amino acids.